Messenger RNA from Amaranthus tricolor (Joseph's coat), 1411 nucleotides. RefSeq lists its product as uncharacterized. The transcript has 5 exons. Gene Ontology annotation, cellular component: nucleus; cytoplasm. The coding region runs from base 161 to 601 and encodes 146 amino acids. The record is from RefSeq and is a predicted model, not a curated record. Lineage: Eukaryota; Viridiplantae; Streptophyta; Magnoliopsida; Caryophyllales; Amaranthaceae.
AAUUAUCGGUAUUCACCUGGCAAAUCUCUACAAUACACGGUACACGUCUACUCCAUUUUCCCCAGAAAUGCAACACAAAAUUAUCUGUUCAAUCUCCUUCCCAUAAACCCUACACUACAAUCAAUAUUUUUUUUUCUUCUCUAGUCCUCUAUAUUUGAAGAUGACAGAAAAAUACUACCAAUUUUGGGACCCAAAUCACCAAAUGAUGUGGGAUGAGAAUUGUUUUCAAGAACAUAACAGCAAUGAUGAACAACAACAAGAUUCUUCGUUUAAUUUUGAUCUUUUCUCACUUCUUUCUAAACCCAAGGAUUAUUAUAGAAUAUUGGAAGUGGACUAUGAUGCUACUGAGGAUGAAAUUCGGUCUAAUUACAUUCGGUUAGCAUUGAAAUGGCACCCAGAUAAGAAAAAGGAUGAGGGUGCAACAUCCAAGUUCCAGGAAAUAAAUGAGGCUUACCACGUCUUGAGUGAUCCCAUGAAGCGGCAAGAAUACGACUUGAAAGGGAUGAUGACUUACGACUACAAUGUUAUCGAAUAUCUAAGUCGUUAUAAAGGGCUUAUUCUAACUUGCAAUGGCCUUGGCAUGCAGCAUUCUAUAUGGUAGAUCUCUUAAACAUGCUCUAAGAUUGGGGUUUUACCUUCAAGCUAGAAUAAACAUUAGAAACAUAGAGAUUUUGGGGUGAGGUUUCUAGAUGAAACUGGUUGAAUCGCAAACUUUUUGCUGAGAUGGGUGAAGCCUCUAGAGUUAGACGACUUUUUUCCGUGCUAGCGCUAAAAAAUGCAUGUAUAGCCUUACCAAUUUUCAUCUAAUGAUACUCGAGAAAUAAAGAGGUUCUGUAUCAGGACUCAUUUGUGCUUAUCAUUAGUAAAUUUACGCGAAACAUUCUUGGAGAUAUAUAUGCUUCUUUUAUGUAUGUGUUAUGUUUGAGUUCUAUUAGAAUGGUUGAUGAUACAUUUGUGAAUGUAGAUUGUUAGGGACAAAUUGUUAUAUGGUGCUCUUUAAAGCAUAAGAAGCAUUGUCGUCUGAGAACGAAUGGUCAGAAUUGUUGAGGCUUUGAUUCCCAUUUCAGUAUCAUCAUGCUCGUUAGUUUUCUUGUGAGCAAAUGUUAAAGAACUAAUUUAACCAAAAGCUUAAGCUGAUAGUUUAACCAAUGAUAUACCCCUAUCAUUCACUCUACCAUGCCCCCUACACGAAAAGUGUGGAUGCAAAAGUUUAACCUUCCGUCAUGUUGCCUUUCGAUAAAUUUUUUUAAACUAAGAGUUUAAACUUUUGGUUGAAUUGAUACCGUAACAACUAGAUCCCUCUAUUGUGUGUUGUGUUCAAAGGUUGUCUCUUUGCUACUUCCUUCGUUCCAUUAUAUUUGCUAUAUUUCACCUUUUACGUAUUCCAAUGUGUUAUUUUGUUAUUUAUAUG